Molecule: messenger RNA, 1857 nt
Organism: Solanum dulcamara
Lineage: Eukaryota; Viridiplantae; Streptophyta; Magnoliopsida; Solanales; Solanaceae
Exons: 3
Coding region: 307-1470 (387 amino acids)
Source: RefSeq, a predicted model, not a curated record
UUUAUCUUUGAAAACGAUUUUCUGAAUAAGCUAACUUGUUCUUGAAGAAGAAGCCAAAUUAGUGUAAAUAUAACAACCAAACGUGUCCCCAUAACUCCAAAGUCGCUGGACUUGAAGCAAACGCCAUAUAACACGUUGCUCUUUCUUUUUACCUUUUUGUUCCCUCAUUUUUCCAGAAAACAAACCCUUGUUGGCUGUUGCGGCGGUGAAACAUUUCUCUUCCUUUCCCUCUAAAAAUAAACUCCGAUGUCCAAAACCUAGCUGUUCACCUCCGACAUCUCCGUUUUGUUCUGUUCCAUCGAUAUUAUGCCGACUUAUACAGCAAUCGCCUUUGAGAAUCUACUUGAACCUCGUGUUCGAAAAUCCUAUGGAAAGCAACAGCUAAACGAGAGAAAUGAAGAAGAAAAAGUGGUGGAGGAUAUUGAGCCACCGCCGCCGCCGGCGAAUCAUAUAUUUAUAUCACCGGCGUUGUAUAUAACUCCUGAACCAGCUCCGAUUCCGGAGACUUCUUCUGGCUCGCUGUCUCCUUCUCCCUAUGUAGUCAACCACAAGCGACGUGGAGGUGGAGAAGCAUUUGCGAAACAGAAACUUAAUGGAUUGGAGGAAGUUGAACAAGUUAACGAGAAGACUGAUUUGGAUUUGAAAUUGGAAGAGGAGUUAGCUGGAGAAAAUUUGUUUGAGGAAGAUGAGGAAUUUUUGGAUCCGAGAUGUGAUACUUCAAGUAUUGGAAGUGUUAAUGAGGUGAAAGGGCUUGAUUGCCGGAGCUAUGUGUCUGCUCAAGGGGAGUUCUUUGAUGCAGAUGAAGAUUUCUCUGUGGAAGGGUCAUCUCUGAAUGGAUCUACAUGUGGACCUAAUAUUGAAUCGGAACUGCGCGCCACAAGGCUCAAACUCCUUGAGGAGAUUGAAAGAAGAAAAACCUCAGAGGAUGCUCUUAAUAUGAUGAGAUGUCAGUGGCAGAACAUCAGUACUGUUCUAUCUCAGGCAGGGUUAACACUUCCUUCUCCUUCAGAUGUCAUUGGUGAUAUGCAGCUUGAUAAUGCUUCAAUUGAGCAGCUCUAUCAGGAAGUAGUUGUCUCAAGAUUUGUUACUGAAGCAAUUGGGAAAGGUCAAGCUCGUGCAGAAACUGAACUAGCUGCAGAAUCAAUUCUUGAGUCAAAAAACCAGGAGAUUUCAAGGUUGAGAGACAGGCUCCGAUACUACGAGGCUGUAAAUCAUGAGAUGUCCCAGAGAAAUCAGGAAAUCAUUGAGGUUGCUCGGAAGCAGCGACAGAGGAAAAGAACCCAGAAGAAGUGGCUAUGGAGUUGUAUAGGGCUCUCUGCUGUCAUUGGUGUGUCAGUAGCUGCUUAUAAGUACCUGCCACAAGCAAGUAAACAUCAACCAAUUUCAUACUCCAAUGAAUCAACAGGUGCUGGCACUCACAAAACAAAAUUGGUUAAUUUGCUCAGCCAACAUGCACACAUAGGGUUUUAAGAAGAGUUAUAGGUUAGGUCUUGCGGGAAAAAACAUGGCUUCACGCUGCAGUUUUGCUUCUAAUAAAAGUUGGAUGAUCUAGUUAAUACUGUUCAAAGUUAACGGUGUUGUUGGUGCUGAAUGAAGAGGUUUUGCUUAGUGCCUGUGCAGAUCAGAUUUCAAGGCUGUUAAGUUUGUUCACUUAAUAAUAGUGGCAUGAGUUUGUACUGCAGUUUUGCCUGUACCCCAUGUUGGUAUCUCUCUUUUGGGUACUGUUCACAACUCGGUAGAUGAUCAGAUCAGUAUAUGUUUGUAUACGUUAGGUGGUCAGUAGGAAUGUUGUACGUGCUUCAAUCUGUGAUGUAACGUUUCUAUUCAGUUAUUAAUUUUUAAAGAGAAUCUCUGUAA